AUUUCUUUCCGUAUCACUGCCUGCGUGUACACCGUGUUUUUUUUUUCAUUAUACAAUUGCCUCUUAGCAUUAGAUGUUCAAAUUUACGAUUCGGCGUAAAUCAGCGUAAAGAUGGAAGUGGCUAAAUAUUUCGAAGUGUUGGUAAUAAUCGUAUUCUUUUCGACUACGUCAGCACAGUCUCCGAGAAGGAGUGUCUCACAAGGAGUCGUCGUAGGAAAAACGGUGCUAUUCGAUGAGAAUGAAUUCUUAAACAUAACGAAGUACGUCGACGUAUUCCAGGGUAUACCAUAUGCUGAGCCACCAGAACGGUUUAGGCCUCCUGUUCUCAAAGCUCCGUGGUCUGGUGAUUACAAUGCAACGGCUUUUAAACCAGCGUGUGCUCAGGCUCCAUCACUUCGAUACUUAGCAAGUCAACAUGAAGAUUGUCUCUAUCUCAACGUGUAUGCCCCCAAUCCAAAGCCAAAAGGAGCUGCAACAAUGGUGUACAUUCACGGUGGAUCAUUUGCGAGUGGAACCGCCAUGAGCUAUGAUUUCUACGGUGUUCCACUGGUUGCCGUUGGGGAUGUUAUCGUGGUCGUCAUCAACUACCGUGUCGGGGUAUUUGCAACGUUCACUACCAAAAGCGAUGCAGCUCCUGGCAACAUUGGAAUGUUAGACCAAGUUGCUGCUUUACAAUGGAUUAAAUCUUAUAUUGAAGCAUUUGGUGGUGAUUCAAACAGAAUAACAAUAUUUGGAGUAAGUUGUGGUUCAGCUUCUGUGGGUUUCCAUCUGCUUUCAAAUCUUAGUCGUGGAUUGUUUCAGCAAGGCAUCAUGCAGAGUGGUACAGCAAACGCUGGAUGGGCUUUUGAAGAUAACCCCGAGAAAGAGGUGGAGAACGCUAAAAAGAUAGGACAAGCAUUUGGCUGUAACCUGACAUCCAUGCCUGAUCUAGUAGCAUGCUUGCAGGCGGUAGAAACCAAGGAUCUAUAUACAGUAGCAGAUCAGGUGUACGACCAGUCCUAUCGUGUUAAUGUAGAUGGCGUCUUCUUGAAAGACACACCGAUGAAUCUCUAUGCCAACGGUGACUUAAACAAAGCAUCAAUAUUGGCUGGAAUCACAACAGACGAGGGCACAUAUGAAAUGUGGCAUAGAUAUUUCUGGCCUUACGCUUCCUCUGAAACACCACCACCAUUCAACCAGUCCAAAUUGAAGGAAUACCUUGAGACUACACUCAUAGCCGAAAACAUUCUUUCCCCGGACAGCAUGGAUAUACUAUUAGAUGCUGUACUCCAUGAAUACACUGACUGGUCUAUUGCAGAUGAUCCGAACUCUGAUAACUUUCAGUCAGCAUCGGAGGCAGUAGGGGAUUUCACCAUUAAGUGUCCUACAGAUGCUAUCCUAAGGGCGCAUGUAUCUGCAGGUGAUACCGUCUAUAAAUAUGUCUUCAACUACCCAGUUACAACUACGAGCUACUUCCAUGUAGCUGGUCUUGUACCAUUUACCACAUGGUUAGGUGCAGGACACGCCGAGGAACUAUUUUACGUAUGGGGUGGACCUUUCAUAGACCAACUCGACAAUGUCCACGGUCAAAACGUAACAGACGAUGAGAAGAAACUUGCAGUCGACAUGAUGCGAUUCUGGACUAACUUCGCCAAGACAGGCAAUCCCAGCCAAUCGGAUGCAGACGUCGCACCCACCAAAGGAGUCUAUGGAUGGCCAAAGUUUACAAUCCCAGAGUUACGUCACAAGAUAUUAGAUGUCCAGUUAGGAGAGGGCAGGGCUGACAAGGCGAGUGAAUGCCAAUUCUGGAAUACCUAUUUCCCGAAACUUAAGUUUCGACAAAAUCAGUUGAUGAUUCCCAAAGACAAUGGAGACAUAGAUUUUCAAACUGGAUGAAGAAGAUGCAAGAAUGGAGAAAGGAUGUUGCUUCUUACAAAAGAGGAUGUUCAUAAUAAUGCACAUUCGGUGCCACUGAAGCGCAUUGUUGUACAUAAUUAUUAGCGAUCACCCCCCCCCCCCCCACCUGACACCAAUAAAAAUGUAUCAUUUAUAUACAGAAUUUCAAUAUCUUAAUACCGAGAAAUAAGGAUUAAUGUUAAAAUUACUUUCCAUACAUAUUAGUCUCGUUCACUGUGUUCAAAUUGUAACUUUCGCCGGAUAUUUUUGGAGAAAUUGAAAACUAUACAUUUUUGGAAACGUUAUGGUAUAUCAGAUAAAAAAACUUUUCAUUUGCACCGACCCCUAUGUGGCCGCCAUCUCGGAUUUUUUUUUAAAUGGCCGCCGUAAAAAGGGGUUUUCGGCAAUAUCUCGGCUUCUAAAUAACCAAGCAUAAUAAUUUUGCACCCAGACCGCUAUUUCUGAGGUCAAGGAAUCUAGUGGUAUCAAAAUAACCUUUUCUGAUAGAAAAUAUCAUUUUAAUUCAAUUUACAUGUUUUUCUGUUCAUAUCAAGUUCAAAGGUCAGUUAUGGUCAAUGACCUAUGACCAUGUUCUGGUUUCAAAUCUUACCAACAAUUUCAAACAAAAAAAGGCCUACCUGAAGCAAAUUAAUUUGAUUGAUAUUUCAUCUUUUUUUUGUCUCGCAUGAAGUUCGGCAUAUGUCUCUUAUGAUCAUACUUGGUACAUAUCAUCUUUGGGUAAUACCACAUGUGACCCCAUGAAAAUGAUUAUCUAGAGGUCAAAGGUCAAAUGAUAUGAGGUCAUGUUCACCCUAUUUUGAAGUUUUUGUUUAACAUACUCUCAUUUCUUUAUUUCUCCAUCAAUUUUAAUCACACUUCAUUAAAAUGAUCCUCGUGUAAUACAACAUGUGUCUUGGUGGGGUCAAAGGUCAUCAAGGGGUCAAAAGGUCAAGUUUUUCAUCAAUUGCUCAUUUCUUUAUUUCUGCACCAAUUGUGUUUACACCUGGUAAAAUUGAUUCUUGGUUAAUACCACAUGUGUGUUCAUUAGGAUAAUUGGGUCAAAGGUCUACAAGGGGUUAAAAGGUCAAGUGAUAAGAGGUCAUAUCCAUCCUUUUUUCAAUUUAUUGUUUAACUUGCUCUCAUUUAUUUAUAUCUGCACUAAUUGUGUUCAAACUCGGUACAAUUGAGAGCAUGUUCAUCUUUUUUGAAAUUUUUGUUCAACUUGCUCUCAUUUCUUUAUUUCUCCAUCAAUUUUGAUCAUCCUUCAUUAAAAUGCUCAUCGGGUAAUUCAACAUGUGCAUUGUUGAGGAUAGUGGGAUCUAAGGUCAUCAAGGGGUCAAAAAUUCAGGUUUUUCUUCAAUCGCUCAUUUCUUUAUUUCUGCAUCAAUUGUGUUUACACUUGGUACAAAUGAUUCUUGGGUAAUACCACAUGUGUGUGGAUUAGGAUGAUAAGGUCAAAGGUCAUAUAGAGGUCAAAAGAUCAUAUUGCAUCUUUUAAUGAUCGCGAAAGCAGGUGAGACUCGUGGUUCGUGAACCACCUUGUUUUUAACUACUUGUUGACUGCCGCCAUGUAGGAUCUGGGCAUCGUUUCAUAAAAUGACCUGGUGGAUGUUUCUUGUGACAGAGUCUUUUUGUCAAACGUACACCAGAUAAUUUAUUAGCCAAUCAAAAUCAAGGAAAAUUAUCAGAUCUGAAAAAUUGUGGGGCAACAAAUUAUUAAUGAAAUGCUUUCGAGAGUAGCAAAGUCACUGCUACUUGGCGGACAUGUUAAAUGCCCCUUGCUCCAUUUUCCAGACAAGGUUUAGACAACUAUUUAGACUUAAUGUCAUUGUACAAGGUUGAUGAAACCUAUCUGAAUGAAACACCCGCCUUCUUAUUGGUCAAAUGAUAGUCAUUUGAUGUCAAUCACAUAUUGAUGAUCAAAGAACAUAUUACUGAAAACUUAUCAAACUUAUACAUGUAUAAAUGUAUUAAUCACACUCUGGAUAGUCAAUUUGUUCUUUCAUGUCCAUUUAUCUGCCCGAUGGUUACCAUAGUAACAAUCAUAAACAUGUGCUUUUCAGCCAAUAAAACGACGCAAUAAAUGUCCUAUGUCAGAUCACGAUGUGGUAUUGCAAAAACAGUAACAUAGUUGAUGUUUAACAAUAGUGGUUGAAUCCCUGAUUGAAAUAUUGACUUGACUUGGUGAUGAUACUUUGUUUGGAUCGAAAGAACAAACAUAAAAAAAAUAGAACUUUUUCUCGUUAAAAGACAGAACAUGUAUUUUUAUUUAACUUGCUAUUGUUACUGUUUCAUAUUAUAUUAUUUGUAUUUUACCUAAGUAUAUAAUUGUUUUGAUUUAAUACAUGCAUGUUCGAACGAAGUUUGUAAAGAUGUUCAGAUAAUGUCAUUAUGUCUGCUUCUUGUAUGGUUCGUCUGAUGUGGAUAAGAGUAUAUUUAGGGUAAGGGGUUCUUCGAUUUAAUUAUGACAUAGGUGAUUAACAAAAUGCCUGUUUUAUGCUUACCUUGUAUUUGAUUUUCAUUUUUUGCAAUUCGAUAUUUAAGAAAUACUUUGGUACUUAUGAGCUG
This is a messenger RNA of Lytechinus pictus (painted urchin), 4443 nucleotides long. RefSeq names its product cholinesterase 1-like. NCBI's taxonomy places the organism in Eukaryota, Metazoa, Echinodermata, Echinoidea, Temnopleuroida, Toxopneustidae. The coding region runs from base 112 to 1875 and encodes 587 amino acids. Gene Ontology annotation, molecular function: carboxylic ester hydrolase activity. The transcript is spliced from 10 exons. The record is from RefSeq and is a predicted model, not a curated record.